AGCAGGUGCAGCAGCAACGCUCUUGGUAUUUCAGCUUGGUCAAAUUCAACGUUGCCGCUACUCCCAUGUCGCUUACGCCAGAGGCCGUGGAAGCCAAAUUCGCGUCUCUUAAUGAUACCCAGGACAGCAUCACAGGCAUCGCCCACUGGGUGAUGUUCCAUAAGCGUUAUGCUAACGAAAUCGUUCAAAUUUGGCUUCAGACUUUACACGAAGCUUCUGGAAACAAAAAACUGUUGCUGCUUUACUUACUUAACGAGGUCGUACAGCAGUCGCGUGUAAAAAAACGCACGGAGUAUAUUGAUGCAGUUGCACCGUUCGUUGUCGCUUCUGUCUCCUCGGCUUACCAUUCUGUGCCUAGUGCAACAAAAACGAAAAUAAAGUAUGUGUAUGACAUUUGGUGUCAACGCAAUAUCUUCUCCAAAGACAUCCUUAACGAAAUGAACAAGUCAUUUUCCAAUGCAAAUGCUACAUAUGGCCAAAGCUUUGGCCCGAUGGGACCACUAGACUGGUCGCCCGUAGCUGAAAUGUUAAUCCAAACAAAAAUAUUUGGCAAGUCUGCUUCUACAACGAAGACGGCUGUCGAUGCUCUCUGGGGCUCUUUAACACAGGACGGUGCCUCCGUGACUUCUGCUAGUAAGGAACGGCGUGCCCAGCUUGAGACAGCCAUUCGAGCUUGUCAGGAAGAACACAAAAAGAGUAUCGAAGCUCGGAACUCCUUUAUUGAAGCUUUAAACUCCAUUAUACUCGAUCAAAAAACUCUCACCGAACAAGAAGACGCUAGUGUGCGCGAACUUGACGAGAAACUUGCUUGUCUCACCGGAGCCAGUAGCGGCAAUGCUGUGGGUGCCACAUCGGGAGAUGAUAUGGCUGCCGCUACAGCAACGGCACCUACGGCUACUGUUCCUGAAACCUUACAAACCCAGCAAUCCCCCUCGGUGUCACAUCAAGAACCCGAAGAACUGACAGAACCCGGAGCGAAGUCAGCAUCGUUCACGCCGCCCAUUGCCAACGAUGUACUAAGCAGUCUCGAUAAUCUUGAUCCAAGCAUACGGGCCCUUUUGGAGAAUGGAUCCCUCAAUCCUAGUAUUUAAAACCCAGCAACGUCUCGCGCGCUUUCACUCCAAAAAAGCUUUCGUGUUAAAUGACUACCAAACACCCAUACGUCUCUGGCUUUGUAUCGUAAAUGACCUUUUGUAUAGAAUUCUAUCUCUCUUGAACCUAUUCUCCUGCGUCAAAUUUUUUGGAGUAACCGUCCGCGGUACUCUUCAUUACUGAAGCAUCACUGUGUGUAACUCAUGUCCUACCGCGAAAAAUGUGUCAUCACUCUUUAGUCCUCGUCCCAGUUAGGGUUGGGUCCAGGAGGCUUGGGACCACCGGCAGGCUUUGCCAUUACGACUUGGUCGACACGAAGUACCGUAAGCACGGUUUCUGUAGCAAGCUUCAGAGCCGAGGCCUUGACAGACAAGACAUCAAAGAUGCCGGCUUCGCGAACAUCGAUAGUUCCGUCAUUCUCACACUAGAAAGAUAUGUUAGCAAAAAGGGAAACGAAUAAAAAAAAUCAUAGCUUGAACACUCCCCCGCAAUAAACGACUUACAUCAACGUCAACACCAAUGGUGCUCGUUUCAUUGUUUUGGUGAGCAGCGUAAAGUUUGCUAACAAUGUCUGUUGCCUCUAAACCAGCAUUUUCCGACAAGGUCUUAGGAACAACUUCAAAAGCCUCAGCAUAUUGCUUAAUAGCGUGUUGGUAUAUGCCAGGCGUCCGCUCGCCCAAAGCAAGCAACCGUGAGCAUAACUGCAUCUCCGUAGCACCUGCACCGGGGACAAGACGGUUGUCCUUGAUGAGAGCCUUCACCACGUUCACAGCAUCAUCAAUGGAACGCUCCACAUCCUCCAAAAAGUUUUGCGUAGCACCACGAAGAACGAUGGUAGCUGUCCGUGUAACAUCGUCCGUUUGACGGAAAAUCGUUACCCGGUCUCCUCCAAUUUCGCGCGUUUCCACAACGUCGAUAGAACCCAUCUCCUCAGGCAUGGGCACACCCAAACGAGCCAAAGGCGUAGCACCAACAACGCGACACAAACGACGGAGUUCGAACUUGCUUGGGAUACGGAUGACAAGAAUGUCAUAACGGUUCAAGUAAUGCAAGGCAAGUUCGCCGACAUUGGCGCCCGUGACAACAACACGAACACCAGCAUCAUGAAUUUCCUUGAUGUGAGACUCCAUCAACUCCUCUUCACCCUUUGAGAAAUCGAGCAUUUCCUUGGCGUUGUGAAGAAGAACUGUUCCCUUCGUCUCGGUUUGUGAAAUGUCAAUGGGACAGGAGAAAACGGCGACCUUUGACUUGCUGGCCUUUUUCACAGUACCUUCGGGUUCACGAGGGAAAACCAUUCCCUUGACAACUUGGGAUGAUGAAAGAUUGUUGCCCAUAAUCUUUACAACGCGCACGUUAUCGACAUUGAACUUGGCGGGAUCCUUAGGCAUCACCGUCAACACAGCCUCAGCAACAAGUUUGGCCAAAAGAUCUUCGCGACCAUAUUGUUUCGAAGCGAUGCAGCUGCGAAUGGCGGUCUCCAAGUCAUCGUUGCUUUCGACCUUAUCAACCUUUUGGACAACGAGCUUUUCAAUGAUUUCGCUGGUGUUUUUCCAGGCAAUCUCGUAACCCUUGGAAAUCUCAGAUGGAUGCAAGCCAAGGCGAAGCAAGUUUUCAGCACGAGCCAACAAUUCGCCAAUGAAGACAAUAACCAAAUUUGUGCCGUCUCCGAGCUGAACAUGUGUUAAUAGAAGGAAACAGAGCAUGCGACUUGUCCGUUUCUUCAACCCUCCUCUUGCAAAGAGCGUAUCGAUACAAAAUGGGGAUGAAACACAGGGACAUACCUCAUUUUCUUGUUGCUGACUGGCCAUCACGGCAAGCUUCGCAGCAGGGUGAACGACCUCGAGUUCACGAAUGAUGGUAGCAGCAUCGUUGGUCAAGAAGGUUUUGUUCAAAUGGUUGAUAACUUUAAUUUGAGCGUGUUAGAGAAUGAACGUUUGUUUUCAGUAGAGUCAAACACAUACCAAUUUUGUUACGUCCAUUAGGACCCAAGGACGUUCUAGUCUGCCAAAAAUGUUAGAAACCACACUGAAAACGUCCAAAAACGCGCGUACGAUUUCUGACAAUUCACGAAUCGCGUUGCAAUUACGAAUAACCGCAUCUUCAACACCUUGCAUGACACGGUAUCCCUCACGGAACAAUUGAGGGCCAGAGGCCUUUGGUACACGAAGCGCCAUUGUGUAAAAACAAAAAGGAACCCGGUUUUCCUCUUUUAGGUAGAGGGAGAGAGGAGGAGUCCGUUCACACUAGGAAGACGUGGGAUACGGAAAUGUGUUGGGGAUCCUUAUUUUAAUUAUUGAGUUCGUACGAUGGGCAACGAGGUUUGUGUACAAAACAAGACAUAGUAAUAGAAAAGAAGAAUUGGCAGA
Messenger RNA from Schizosaccharomyces japonicus yFS275, 3458 nucleotides. Its product is annotated as RNA polymerase II transcription termination factor. Lineage: Eukaryota; Fungi; Ascomycota; Schizosaccharomycetes; Schizosaccharomycetales; Schizosaccharomycetaceae. Gene Ontology annotation, cellular component: nucleus; Mei2 nuclear dot complex. The transcript is spliced from 3 exons. Gene Ontology annotation, molecular function: RNA polymerase II C-terminal domain binding. The coding region runs from base 66 to 1091 and encodes 341 amino acids. The record is from RefSeq and is a predicted model, not a curated record. Gene Ontology annotation, biological process: mRNA 3'-end processing.